This is a messenger RNA of Sphaerulina musiva SO2202, 5996 nucleotides long. RefSeq names its product glycosyltransferase family 2 protein. Gene Ontology annotation, cellular component: myosin complex; cell septum; cell periphery. The record is from RefSeq and is a predicted model, not a curated record. The transcript is spliced from 3 exons. Lineage: Eukaryota; Fungi; Ascomycota; Dothideomycetes; Mycosphaerellales; Mycosphaerellaceae. Bases 248 to 5548 code for a protein of 1766 amino acids. Gene Ontology annotation, molecular function: cytoskeletal motor activity; chitin synthase activity; ATP binding.
ACACACAUUCGCUUGGCCGAUGAUUCACACUCGCUUCUGAGCAAUCGAUCUUCCGAGUCUCACAAUCCGCCGUAUUCCGAGGACGACGCCUGAAAGGACAGGACAGGAAAAGACGACACAACACAGGACGGGACGGGACAGUGCUCGAGAGCUCGAGACCAGCGCCUCCUCACGAGGCAACAAUCGAAAGCAGUAGCGGUUCACGAACCUGAAAGAGCCCCCUGGUGGGCAUACACAUUCCUCCGCGAUGGCGCAGCAUGGCUACCGCAUGUCCACCUAUUCGAAUGCUUCGUCGGCAGUCCACGGGCGGACCAACACGAUGCAGCAGAACCAGACUUCAUCGCAGGUCUCAACCACAACCCUGCUCAACACUCUCCACGGCUGCUUCAAGGAGGGCACGCCAUAUGCAUUGGAGGCCAGUACGAGCUUGGUGGUCAACACAUGGGUGACGGGAUGCAGCACCGGCCCGGAUGGCAGAUAUGGCGGCACUGUCGAUUCUGAUUUGGCACGCAGAGCCUGGGAGCACGCUCGGAGGAGAGCAGAAGAUGCGUGUAUUGUACUCGGCUCACUCCAUCAGUCUACACCAUCUCUAUUCGCUCCAUUCGCCUCAGCCCUCCCACUGAGUGUACCGGGCACCUUCUACACCGCACUCGACGCAUUAAAGCCGUUCCUGCGCACAGUCACGCCAUUCAAUCCCUCGCUACCCCGAUACUCCGCCCUCUCCGCCAACUUCACUCUGGCCCUGACGGGUGAGAUCACCGGUGCCAUCAUUAGCUUGUCACAGUCAGGCAUCGACACCCAGGCCGGUCUGGUCAAUGUGCCAGCAGAGCCUGGAUACAGGGCAUUCGAUGUCUUUUACUACCUCUUACAUGCCCAGUCAGAGCAAGAGCGGGAGGCUCUGAGUCUGAGGCAGCCACACGAAUACGCCCUGCUGAACAAGACGGGCACCUACAGUGCUCCAUCCUUCCUCCCUACUGCCGACGAUGCAGCAGCAGCGGAGGACUUUCGAGAGUCGCUCAAGGCGAUUGGUAUCAAGGGCAAGAGCCUCCGCUCCCUGCUCGCUGUACUGUCUGCCGUUCUUCGGCUGGGCGACGGCACGGGAUAUCUCAUCGAGCAGGACGAGUUGAUCACAGUGUGCGAAGAAGUUGCCGGCUUGCUAGAUAUCGAUGAGGACAUUCUUCUCAAGCGAUGCGUCACUGAAGAGCGUGAAGUUCUCAUUGGCGCACUCUACGAAGCACUGGUAGACUGGGUCAUCUUGCAAGCCAACAAUUCCAUUCGAAGUGACAUUCAGACUGGACGAGCGAUUGGAUCCAGCAGUGGCAGUGACAAUGGUAUUCUGACGCCGCCCAGUGCAGAUGAUAUCGACAGUGUCAGCAUCACUCUCAUCGAGAUUCCUAGCCAGACUUUAGGCAAGGCUGUGAGCUUGAAGACUGUAUUCGACGAUCGGGUUGGCAUCAACUUGGAGAUGAAGGAGGAUGGCUUGAUGAUAGAGUCCACCGGCGCUUCCGUCAUCAAAGAGAUGGAUCUCGCUGUCCAGCAAUCGGAGGCAGAUCUGAACAUUGAUGGACCCGCGCAACGAGAACGCGAUGUGGCAUGGGACCGUCGGCAGGGCGUUCUCGAGAAAGUUGGCGUCGAAAGUGAAGACGAUAGCUUUUUACGCCAGAUCCUGUACCCCGUUACUGGACACGGCAUAUCCCUCGGCACCACCGGACGAUUCAAUCUCAUGAACACUCUGGGUAGCAGCAGAGUUUGGUUCCAGCUGUGCUUGCACCCCAGCGAUGAUCGUCCGGAGCGCUUUGCCAAUGUAGCACCGGGUAGUGUGACAUGGUCUGCAGGAAGUGUGUCGAGUCAGAUUCGUAAGUGGCGGUUGGCCGAGUGGGCAAACUACCGAAACAAACAGCUCGACUUCACUGCGGACUUUGACGUGGAAGAGUUUGUCGAUCGCUAUCGCCGUCUUGGAUGCCAGGAUGGCAGAGAGGGAGUGGAGAGCUGGAUCAUGGAACGCGGCUGGAGUAAUGGCGAGGUCAUGGUUGGACACGAACGUAUCUGGAUGCGCGAGAAUGCAUACUGGGAAGCGGAAAGCAUGCUUGAUAUGAAGCCAACAGAUGAUAUGUCGGGUUCUGGCAUGCUCGGUGGCAUGGUCGGCGCAGCUCGCGUGGAAGGCUACAACAGCCCGGCUCCAGGCACGGAGAACGGCGGCUUCUACAAUGAAUCCCGCGACACUAUGCACGGUCGUAACCCUAGCCAAGUGGCACCGAGCAGGAUGGGCGCCAAAUCCCUGGCGCCGACCGCAGCGCCCACGAUGCGCAGUGCCAGCGGCGGUGACUAUGGUCUCGGGUUCAAGGGAGACGACAAACGCAACUACAUCGGCUUCGAAGGCGAGAUUGAUGCCGAACAGGCCGCUGGCAAAGAGCUCGUCGUCCAGAAGAUCACCAAGGCUCGAAAGAUCUGGGUCGCCAUUGUCUGGGCUCUCACAUGGUGGGUCCCUUCGUUCUUGCUCAGCGCCAUUGGCCGCAUGAAGCGUAGGGACAUCAGGCAAGCCUGGAGGGAGAAGCUUGCUUUGGUGAUGCUGAUCGCAAUCAUGAACGCGACGGUCGUCUUCUACAUCAUCGCUUUUGGCAAGUUGCUCUGUCCGAAUCGAGACAAGGUAUGGAAUACCAAGGAAGUGUCCUACCACCAGGGAGAUACCGACUUUUAUGUGUCCUUCCGCGGCGGCGUAUACGAUCUGUCCAAGUUCUACAAGCUCCAGCACUCGGACACGAACAUCGAGACCACAAAAGAUAAUAUGCAGCCGUUCGCGGGCACGGAUGUGACGGAGUACAUCGUGCCGCCACUCACGGUCGCCUGUCCUGGUCUGGUCACCUCGAACACGAUCCAACUCCAGAGCAACAACACCCUGAUUUACCCCAAUGCUCAACACACUUCCGGUCCCCAGUUUCAGCCGGACAGGACCUCGAAACUCAACAGCAUCAAUUGGUACGUGGACGACUUUUUACCACGUAUGAAGGAAUACUACAAGGGCAAGCUGGUGUACAAGAAGUCUACCGUGAGCAAAGACGGCGAGCUCAACAGCCGCAAGUGGGUCAUUAUUGACAAUAAGAUCUACGACCUGACGAAUUACUUUUACACUCUGGAUCGCCAGAACAAUCUUCCCAGCUACAGCUUUCUCCCCGAGGAUGUGACGACCCUUGUGACCAACAAUCCUGGUGGCGAUAUUACCGAUGAUUGGAACAAGAACCUCAACUUCACCACCCGCGAAAACAGCAUGAACUGCCUCAACAAUAUGUUCUACAUUGGCGAAACAGAUUUCCGCGGGUCUGCCAAAUGUCAGGUCAACAAUUACAUUUUGCUAGGAUUUACCAUCAUCUUGUGCGCUGUGAUUCUGGUCAAAUUCUUGGCAGCACUGCAGCUGGGUUCGAAGAAGCGGCCGUCUCAACAAGACAAGUUCGUCAUCUGCCAGGUCCCAGCCUAUACCGAGGGUGAAGAUUCGCUCCGGAAAGGCCUGGACUCGCUCACUGCUCUGGCUUACGACAACAAGAGAAAGCUCAUCUGUGUGAUUUGUGAUGGAAUGAUUGUCGGAGGUGGCAACGACCGCCCUACCCCCAAAAUCGUGCUGGAUAUCCUGGGCGUCGACCCCAAAAUCGAUCCUCCUGCGUUGCCAUUCAAAUCGCUGGGUCUGGGAGGCGAACAGCUCAAUUAUGGCAAAGUCUACUCCGGUCUGUACGAGUACGAAGGCAAUGUGGUCCCGUACAUUGUCGUCGUCAAGGUCGGCAAGGAAUCUGAGCAGCAAAAGUCCAAGCCUGGUAACCGUGGUAAGCGUGAUUCGCAAAUCUUGCUCAUGAGCUUCUUGAACCGCGUCCAUCAUCGCAGCGCCAUGAAUCCGCUGGAACUCGAGAUGUUUCAUCAGAUCAACAACAUCAUUGGUGUUGACCCGGAGCUGUACGAAUACUUGUUCAUGGUUGACGCCGAUACCAAGGUGAAGGAAGACUCCCUGAACCGAUUGGUCUCCGCUUGUGCCAAUGACGCGAAGAUCGCCGGUAUCUGUGGUGAGACGUCGUUGGAGAACGAAGAACGGUCGUGGUGGACUAUGAUUCAGGUGUACGAGUACUACAUUUCUCAUCAUCUGGCUAAGGCCUUCGAGAGUUUGUUCGGCAGUGUGACCUGUUUGCCUGGAUGUUUCUGCAUGUACCGAUUACGCACCUCCGACAAAGGGCGACCCCUCAUCAUUGCGGACAAAAUCAUUACGGAGUACGCGGACAACAACAUUGACACCCUACACAAGAAGAACCUGUUGUCACUCGGUGAGGAUCGUUACCUGACGACCAUUAUGUGCAAGCACUUCCCCUCCAUGUCGUACAAAUUCCUUCCGGAUGCGUAUGCUCUCACGGAAGCACCAGCCCAAUGGAGCGUCCUGCUUUCCCAACGUCGUCGCUGGAUUAACUCGACGAUUCACAACUUGGCUGAGAUGCUGCAAGUCGACCUCUGCGGAUUCUGCUGCUUCAGCAUGAGAUUCGUGGUGUUCAUUGAUCUCUUUGGUACCGUCAUCCUGCCCGCUACCUGUGCUUACUUGGUCUAUCUCGUCUAUACUGUGGCUUCGGGAACGGGACAAUUCCCGCUGAUCUCCAUCAUUAUGCUUGCCGCUGUGUACGGUCUACAGGCCAUCAUCUUCUUGAUCAAGCGACAAUGGCAGCACAUUGGUUGGAUGAUUAUUUACAUCAUGGCUUAUCCGAUCUGGUCGUUCAUCCUGCCCGUAUACUCCUUUUGGAAGCAGGAUGACUUCUCGUGGGGUAACACGCGUGUUGUCGUGGGAGAGAAGGGUGACCGUAGGCUCAUUGCAGUCGAUGACGAAGGCUUUGACCCUCGUAGCAUUCCUCUUCAGCGCUGGGAUGACUAUGCCACUGCCAACAACCUGCCCGGACGCCGUGCGAUGAUGGAAGAGAAGGACAUGCAAAUGUACGACGGCGGCUAUGAAAUGGAUGACAUGCGUUCGGUCUAUUCGAGCGCCAAGCCGGCUUCGACUGUCCUGGCUGGAUUCCCGCAACAUCAAUCCUUCAUGCCGCCGCAAUCGCCAGGGCCGUACAGCGGCAUGAUGGGCCGGCAAUCGACCUUCUCGCAAAUGACUGGACGCUACCACGAUCAGCCCAGCCCUCACGAGUCGCAACAACGACUCAUGUCGAUGGGCGGAAUGAGCAACCAGUACAGGCCGCAGUAUAGCCCACAACAUCAGUCCACUGACAAUCUGCUUGGGGGUAUGCAGUCCCCUCCACUGUACCAGAAUCGUGCUCGCUCACCACUCGGAGGCGGGCCGCAGUAUGGUAGCCGACCUGGCAGCACACACCCCGUGUCGUUGCAUGGCUUCCAAACCCAAGGACCCGCCAAUGAUGCCAUCACGAUGGCGAUUCGGGAAUGCUUGAACGAGGUCGACUUGGACAGCGUCACGAAGAAGCAAUUGAAAGCACUUGCUGAACAGAAGUUGCAAUGUCAAUUGGUUGGGGAGAAGAGAGCUUUCCUCGAUGCACAAAUUGAUAUAGAACUCGCGUCUAUGUAGGCACCAGCCUUGGGGCGCGUGUUCCAAUGGUCCACCCAGAUGGAAUCUUGGAGGGGCACGGGAAUCUUAUCGUAUGUUGACUGGUGCUAGGAGCUCGGGACGAACUGGUGCAUUGGAGGUGUUGGACGAUGAUGUGUGGUCAAUCUUUUCCUAUUUAUGGGGAGAUCAGCGGAGUGAUGGGCGAGGAUGAUUAUUUAAUCGAACAUUUGAGGAGCAGGGAAAAGAGAAGAGAAGUAAAAGAAAGUACAGAACGACUCACUGAAGUGAUCAGUGUUUACCACAGUAUUGUGAAACAUCACAGGGGAGGGAAAGAAUAUUGUCACUCCUUUUUUUGGGUGCUGCUGAAGAUUUGGUAGGAGGGAAAGUAAGGGAAACAGAGCCUCCCUUGAUAACACACAUAUGUUAAUUUAAUGAAACGCCUCGGACGAAUAUCAAAACCAAAAAGUAC